UCAAAACAAUAACAAUAACACGGGCAGCCAUUACAUGUUAUUGUUUUGCCGAUAGUUUGUGAUUUGAUAUAUGUGAUUACAAUUAAUUUUAUAGCGAAAUAAACUGCUACCUGAGAAGCAAUGCAUGGACGUAGGGAAUACGAUAAUCCUUACGAUGAUUUUGCUCCUCAUAGAGAGAACAAUAUUAUAAACAUUAAGGAUGGGAAGAUCCACCAUCAGUUUCUCGAGAAGAUGAGGAUGUCUGCGGACAGACUCCUCCUUCAUUUGGAAUCAGGUGUUUCGAGCGGUGACUCCCGCGACACCUCGAUCUACACCGGGUGCACCGGCAUAGCGCUGCUCUACUACCUGCUGAGCUCCAGGCGAGAUCCUCAACACCUGCCGAAGGCCGUGAACAUGAUGGAGCAGUCGCUCAAGAGGCUCAAGUACCGGGAUGUGACGUUCCUGAUCGGCGACGCGGGGCCUCUGGCGCUCGGCGCCGUGCUGCGCAAGCACGGCCGGUCCGCGGAGCGCGUGCAAGAGCUGGUGGACAGGGUCGUCGCGCUGCUGCCCCGGGUCGUGGACCUCACGUCGGACCUGCCCGACGAGAUGCUGUACGGGAGGGCCGGCUACCUGUACGCCCUGUUGUACCUCAACCAGGAGAUCGGUCCCAACACCGUCAGCUGUGAUACCAUCGGACAGGUGGUGUCCGCGAUCCUCCAAGCAGGGAGCGCCCUGGCCCGGCGUGAAAGGUGGCCCGUGCCCUUGAUGUACAAGUGGUACGAUGAGUACUACGUCGGGGGUUGCCAUGGUCUUGCGGGCAUCCUCUACAUGUUACUCAAGGCGAGGGAGCACCUGGGCCAGGACGAGCUGCACUCGCUGGUGAAGCCGACGAUAGACUACGUCCAGGGCCUGCGCUACCCCACCAAGAACUUCCCCUCCUCCGUAGGCAGCACAUCGGACCGGCUGGUGCAGUGGUGCCACGGCGCGCCCGGCGCGGUGCAGCUGUUCACCGAGGCUCACAAGGUGUUCGGGGAAGAGCGGUACCUGCGGACGGCGCUGGAGUGCGGGGAGGUGGUCUGGGAGCGAGGCCUGCUCUCCAAGGGCUACAGCAUCUGCCACGGCGUGGCCGGGAAUGCUUACACCUUCCUGCACCUCUACCGCGUCACCGGGGAUCUGAAGCACUUGCAUCGGGCGUGUAAUUUCGCCGACUGGUGCUUCUCGUACGGCAGGAACCAGAGGCAGAAACCGGACAGGCCGCUGUCCUUGUUUGAAGGUAUUGCUGGAGUCAUUUACUUCCUGGUCGACUUGGAGAAUCCAAAUGAAGCCAGAUUUCCCGGAUUUGAAUUGUAAAUUAUUUCCUACUAAAAAUUUUAACCAAAUUCUUUUUUAAACCAUUUCAUUGGAUUUCAUUCCACUUUUGUUGUUUACUGCUUGAUGCAAAUUUUUAAAAUUUCAAAGUAAAGAGUGUGUGAAAAUAUC
Bacillus rossius redtenbacheri is the source of this 1458-nucleotide messenger RNA. RefSeq names its product lanC-like protein 2. The transcript is spliced from 9 exons. Lineage: Eukaryota; Metazoa; Arthropoda; Insecta; Phasmatodea; Bacillidae. Gene Ontology annotation, cellular component: plasma membrane. Gene Ontology annotation, biological process: carbohydrate metabolic process; peptide modification. The coding region runs from base 121 to 1329 and encodes 402 amino acids. The record is from RefSeq and is a predicted model, not a curated record.